CAAUCUUUUGCAAUAUGACACUGACCUGAGAAAGAUAAGAGAAAAACACUUUCCUCUCUGCAAAAAUAUUCUUUACAUGCCCCACACCUUCUGCCUUUUAAAUAUUCUCUAACCAUUCACAGAUCAAUGACAUAUAUAAUAUAUUGAUUCUGAAAUCAUUCUCUCCACCCUGUAUAGAAAACUUCUUUUUUUGUUUUCCACCUCCCCUUCCCCUUGUCCUAACACAGGCAGUCAUGAAUCCACCGGAGUUGGAGAAGCCGAGAGUAACAGAGAUACUCGUCCGGAUGGACUGCAAUGGAUGUGUACAGAAGAUUAAGAGGGCUCUACAUGGGAUCAAUGGUAUAUAUGAUACGUAUAUUGAUUUUCCACAACAGAAAUUAACAAUUAUAGGGUGGGCAGAUCCUGAGAAGAUAGUUAAGGCGAUUAGAAAAUGCAGAAAAUCAGCCACCAUCUGCUCUCAUUCAGAACAAGCUCAACCAACAGAUGCACCGCCUGAAGGGGGCCAACCGCCCACAGAGCCAGCCAAUCCCCCUCCACCAGAAGCUCCGCCAGCUGAAACAUCUCCGUCAGCAGAGCCACCAAAAGACCUACCACCACCGGAGAAUCCACCUCCAGAGGUACUGCAGCCACCUCCAGCUACUGAGGCAGCCCCAAUGGGAAGCCAACCAGGACAACCUGGUGGACCUGUUGAAGAAGUACAUGUAAUAUAUCACCACCCCCCGAGCUAUGGCUCAAGAUACAGUUAUGGUCCUCACGUUCAAGGAUACGGUGGACAAGGAAGCAGUGUUGUAACGGCUCCAGGUACUCAAACAAGUAACUACCCAACUCCUGGUCCAGAAAUUAGACAGCACACACCCUCACCGAUAUAUGUGGCUCACAGCUAUAACACGUAUAAGCCAUCACCAUAUGUCACUGAAUAUGUAUCGCCACCACAAUAUUCACAACAGCCCAGUAAACCAGAGGCUCCACAAAAUCCGCAACAUGUGCACUACAGUGAACCAGAGCCACCACAGGUUUACAGCAGACCAGGGCCGCCACAAGUAGUGAAUUACAGCAGACAAGAGCCACCACAACAAAUGAAUUACAGCAGACCAGAGCCGCCACAAGUAGUGAAUUACAGCAGACACGAGCCGCCACAACAAAUGAAUUACAGCAGGCCAGAGCCGCAGCAAAACAUAAAUUACAGCAGACAGGAGGUGCCACAAGUAAUUAAUUACAGCAGACAAGAGCCACCGCAAUACACGCACUACAGCAGACAAGAGCCACCACAAUACUCCUAUUACAGUGCACCAGAGCCGCAGCCAUACACGUAUUACAGUAGACUGGACCAAUACGGUGAGGAUUAUCACAAUGAAUACCAAGGAAAUCGCAAUGGAAAUAUCACUUCGGUGUUUAGUGAUGAAAAUCCAAAUGCUUGCAGAAUAGCCUAACAGCAAACUCUGCCACCUAAGAAACCUAACUAGAAAGUUAAUGGGGAAUAAGCAACAUGAUGAUACCAUUAACAAUUCUGGAUGAGUACUAUUUCCUAACAAGCAUUGAGCCGAUGCCACGGGAAGAAUAAGAUUCUUAGCUUGUAAGUGCGGGAAGAAUAUGUUCUACAUUCCACUAUUGGGCGAGGUCUGAAAGAUAAUUUCUAGGAAUCGCCCUUUGUUCAAAUCUAUAUACCUUGAUUCUAAGCCA
Molecule: messenger RNA, 1680 nt
Organism: Daucus carota subsp. sativus
Lineage: Eukaryota; Viridiplantae; Streptophyta; Magnoliopsida; Apiales; Apiaceae
Product: leucine-rich repeat extensin-like protein 5
Exons: 3
Coding region: 234-1430 (398 amino acids)
Molecular function (GO): metal ion binding
Source: RefSeq, a predicted model, not a curated record